UCACCACUGUCUCAUCUCCUUAUUCGUUCCCCUUCUUCCUCCUCCUCCCCCACCCACAUUGUCCCCUAAACCCUAGCAGAUCAGUAGCAUUUCCGCAGCAAUCACCCAUCAAUCCGUGCUGGGGCGGCGGAUGAGAGUUUCUUGAAGCAAGGCGGAGGAGAGUUUUCAACUCCCCAUUUCCCGGAGUAGCUCUACCAUGUCGGCCGCCGCCGGCAAGCUGUCCCGAUCUGCCUCCGCCAUCAUUGCCUCCACGGCGAGCGGGUACCACCUUCUCAAGAUCGAGGGCUACUCCCGCACCAAGGGGGUACCCAAUGGAGAGAAGAUAAAGUCCCGCCCUUUCACCCUUGGAGGACAUCGAUGGCACAUCGAUUACCAUCCCAACGGCUCCAAACCAGAGUACGCAGACUACAUAUCCCUGUUCCUUGUUCUUGAUGACAAUGUCACCACGGCAGUGAAGGCGCAACGCAGAUUCAGUUUUGCGGAUGAGGUAACGAACCAAGCUCCUUCGCUGGUAUCAACAACGGUACACAGCUACAGUUCUCAGCAGAGCUGGGGAUACAAGACAUUCAUCAAGAGGGCAGACCUGGAGAAGUCAGAGCAUCUCAAGGACGAUUCCUUCACCAUCAGGUGCGAUAUCGUUGUCAUCAGCGACUACCGCGCAGAGGAUCUGCCCCAAGAGACUCCUCCGGCAUUUGUCACUGUGGCCCCAUCUGAUCUGCACCGGCAUCUCGGCAAUCUCUUCAAGACAGAGAAGGGUGCCGAUGUGGUUUUCGAGGUUGGUGGUAACACUUUUGCUGCACACCGGUGUGUGCUUGCUGCCCGAUCACCAGUCUUCAGUGCGGAGCUCUUUGGUGGUAUGAAGGAGGGGGACACGGCAGGUGUGGUGCGCAUAGAUGAAAUGGAGGCAGAGGUGUUCAAGUCGUUGCUCUGUUUUGCGUAUACCGACUCCUUACCGGUGACAGAAAAGGAAGAUGAAGAUGUCAUGUGCCAGCAUCUGCUUGUCGCGGCCGACAGGUAUAACAUGGAGAGGCUGAAGAGUAUCUGCGAGGAAAAGCUAUGCAAGUACAUCAACACAGGCACAAUAACGAACAUCCUGAUGUUAGCUGAGCAGCACCACUGUGAGGGCCUAAAGAAGGCAUGCUUAAAUUUUCUUCGCUCCCCGGCACAUCUUAGGGCUCUGUUGGACAGCGACGGAUUCGAUCAUCUCAGCAGGAGCUGCCCUUCUGUUAUUAAGAAUCUGAUUGCCAUGUCGGCCCUCAUUUAGUAGUGAUUGUUUCUUUAGCAAUUAUAGUUCCAGGGGUUGAAAUGCUUUUCUUGUACUAGCAAUGAUGCUUAGCUCCCUGGUUUGGUUGGAAGACUCAUUAUCCGCAGUUAUCUUAGAUUCAGUACUAUCAGACUACCUAUCCUAACUUUUGAAGAAAAUGGAAACUAGUACGUAUUAUAGCA
Molecule: messenger RNA, 1446 nt
Organism: Triticum urartu
Lineage: Eukaryota; Viridiplantae; Streptophyta; Magnoliopsida; Poales; Poaceae
Source: RefSeq, a predicted model, not a curated record